Molecule: messenger RNA, 1257 nt
Organism: Plasmodium gonderi
Lineage: Eukaryota; Apicomplexa; Aconoidasida; Haemosporida; Plasmodiidae
Product: chloroquine resistance transporter
Exons: 14
Coding region: 1-1257 (418 amino acids)
Biological process (GO): xenobiotic transport
Molecular function (GO): xenobiotic transmembrane transporter activity
Source: RefSeq, a predicted model, not a curated record
AUGACUAUUUUAAACAAGAAAAAGGGAAACCCAAAAUUAAUUUCUGAUGAGUCUUACAAGAAGAUAGAUAGCCAUAUUCAAAAUGAAAGUGAAAUACAAGAGAAUUCCACUAUCGGAAGAAAAAUUACGAAUUUUUUACAACUUGUAUGUAAUGAAGUUAAGGAAAAUGUUUUUGUAUACAUAUUGAGCAUAAUAUAUUUGUGCGUAUGUGUAAUGAAUAAAAUAUUUGCAAAAAGAACGUUGAAGAAAAUGGGAAACUAUAGUUUUGUAACAUCCGAAACACACAAUUGUAUAUGCAUGGUUAUUUUCUUUAUAUUAUAUUUUAUCUUUGGUCGUCCUCUGUCAGCAAAGGAGAAACAUCGAAACUUUGGACUUCAGUUUUUACUGAUAUCUCUACUGGAUGCCUGUUCCGUUAUCAUUGCUUUCAUAGGAAUUACUAGAACCACGGGAAAUAUUCAGUCGUUUGUUAUGCAACUGAGUAUUCCGGUAAAUAUGUUCUUCUGCUUUUUGAUUUUAAGAUACAGAUAUCACUUAUUCAAUUAUGUAGGAGCACUUAUCAUAGUCAUAACUAUUGCAACUGUUGAAUACAUAUUGUCUUUUGAAACUCAAGAAGAAAAUUCCAUCGUUUUCAACCUCGUGUUAAUUGCAUCACUAAUUCCGCUAAGCUUUUCAAAUAUGACUAGGGAAAUAGUUUUCAAAAAGUACAAAAUAAAUAUUCUUCGACUGAACGCCGUUGUUUCCUUUUUUCAAAUAUUCACAUCUUGCCUUAUGCUUCCGAUGUAUACUCUCCCAUUUUUGAAGCAAAUUAAUUUACCAUUUUCCGAAAUUGGCACCAAUAUUCAAAAUGGAUUUAAAUGCUUAUUUCUAGGACAAAAUACUAUAGUAGAGAACUGUGGAUUGGGAAUGUCACGAAUGUGUGACGAUUGUGAAGGAGCAUGGAAAACGUUUAUCUUGUAUUCCUUUUUCAACAUUUGCGAUAAUUUAAUCACCAGUUUUAUAAUUGAUAAAUUUUCAACCAUGACAUAUACCAUCGUUAGUUGUAUACAAGGACCAGCAAUAACAAUAGCAUAUUACUUUAAAUUUAUUGCGGGUGACGCUGUUAUGAAGCCCCGAGUAUUAGACUUUGUAACUUUGUUUGGCUACCUGUUUGGAUCAAUAAUUUACCGUGUUGGAAACAUUAUAUUAGAAAAAAAAAAAAUGAUGGAAACUGGAAAUGAUGACGACUCCGAAGGAGAAUUGACCAAUGUCGAUCUAUAA